This is a messenger RNA of Eriocheir sinensis (Chinese mitten crab), 1730 nucleotides long. Its product is annotated as procollagen-lysine,2-oxoglutarate 5-dioxygenase 2-like. Lineage: Eukaryota; Metazoa; Arthropoda; Malacostraca; Decapoda; Varunidae. Gene Ontology annotation, molecular function: L-ascorbic acid binding; iron ion binding; oxidoreductase activity, acting on paired donors, with incorporation or reduction of molecular oxygen. Bases 141 to 1721 code for a protein of 526 amino acids. The transcript has 12 exons. The record is from RefSeq and is a predicted model, not a curated record.
CAGGAGGAGCCGUGCUGGGUCGAGCGGGUUCCCUCCUGGCUACGGUACGGGGUCGUGUGUCCGAGGAGGGCGUGCUGCAGGACAAGGCUGGGACCCACGUGCUUUUCCUGGGCGUGGACAGGACCCAAGGUGCUCUCAAGAUGGAGUUGCCCCUCAAGGUGACAUUCCACCCAGAACGAAAGAAAAGUGGCCCGAGGGAAUGGAAGGGAAUGAAGGAAGAGGAGGAGGAGGAGGAGGAGGAAGGAAAGAUAAAAGAAGCCUUGGUACCCCUGUUGGUGUAUGAUAAUAAGAAGGAUAUUGACCUAUAUAAUAUCCUGGAAGUGGCUCAGAGGAUGAAGAGGAAGAAGAAGGAAGAGGAGGAGGAGGAGGAAGAGGGGGGAGCAAAGGACCCCUGCAAGCAUAUCUCCCUGCAGGACGCCGCCGCGGCGGUGGUGGUUGUGAAUCUAUACCUGGGAACUUCUUAUGUGCCCUUCCUGGAGGACGUUUUGACGGGGCUGACGAUGCAGGAGUACCCGAAGGAGGCGAUGCAUGUCUGGAUAUACGGCAAGGGGGUUGGCGUGCAGGAAGCUGAGAUCGAGGCCUUCGUGGAUGACAACAGGGCGAGCUAUGCGUCCGUCACCCACGACCUGGACCUGGACCCGGACCCACAACUUCUGACGGCGAGGUGUGCUGACGUCAACUGCUCCUUUGUGGCCCUGAUGGAACCUCGUGUGGCCCUGAAUGACCCCAAGACCCUGGCCGAGCUGGUCCAUGCCGAUAAGCCGGUGGUGGGUUCCGUCUUGAAGCAGCGUCACGGGGGCGGGGAGGUCAACUUUGUAUCCAAGGAGGGCGAGGAACAGAGCCAGUGGGACGACCUUAUUAGGAGGCGCGCCGUCAGAGGAACGCUGAGGGUGGCGGAGGUGAAGGUCUUCCGUCUGGUGCAAAGAGACUACCUUCAGGACCUUCUUCAGGGGCGGAGGGUUCUGCAUUACAUCUCAACACGGGCGAAGUCGGGGCUGCUUUUGGACCCUCGUAGCGGCUAUAAGGAGGGCAGGAAGCACGCGGACUUGUGGGGUAUAAGACACAACCCUCUGGCGUGGAAGUGGCGAUACGUCCACCCCGACCUGCCCAGGAUCAUCAAUGGGGAGCUGCAGCCGGAGGAGGUGGGCAAGGACCUGUAUUACGUGCCUCUCUUCACGGAGCGAUUCUGCCGUGAGCUGAUCGAAGAGAUGGAGCACUACGGCCGCUGGCAGGACAAGGACGUGGAUGACAGGGAGGAGGCACAUCGCUACAGCAGCACCAACAUUAACCUCAGCCAGAUUGAUCUUGCGAACGAGUACCACCUGCUGUCGAACACUUUGCAUAAGGAGCUGUUGGCCACACUCUACGGCGGGUAUCGUGGGAAGGGAAACGCCGCGCUGCUGUUCGUGCUGCGGUACAUCGCUAGCGAGCAUUACAACACCUUCACCUAUCACCUGGACGGGGCGACCUAUACCAUGAACGUGGCCCUCAACGACGACUUCACGGGCGGCGGCCUCGAGUACCGUCUGGGAAACAAGCACUUCGCGGAGGAGCAAGAAAUCCACCUUCCGCACAACCGCACUGGCUGGGGCGUGGUGCAGCCUAACCGACCCUUCCACCUCCACCACGGCGUGCCCCUCAAGUCAGGCCGCCGCUACGCCCUUAUUGCGAUCGUGGACACAAAUGACGAGGGGAGCAAAGGCGGCCCGAUAUGGGAGUGAGUCAGAGGG